CAAUCAGCAACAUUGAAGAGCGAUGCAGCGACUGGCAACUGCGCUGCUGCUCCUAAGUAGCAGCCUCGUCACGGUCGGCGGCAGCAACGAGACGCACGUGCGCUCGCACCGGCCCACCGCGCCGGUCCGCUCCGAGACGCCGGCGCCCACGUACCCGACGCGCCCGCCCGCCUCGAGCGACGACGCUCUCUACCGCUGCCACGAGCUGCCGCGCAUCUGCAGUCCGCCACCAGACGACAAGACCGACGCCUGCAGGAUGCUCUUUCCCGACUGCUUCCGCCAGCCAGCCAUCGUCGUUUCGACCAACGCAUCGGGCUCGCUCGAUGGACGAGUUCCAUGUUGCGACCGCGUGCAGCUGCUCAACGCACUCACGGCGCUACCCGAGACGCAGCUGUGCUUGACCACGUCCAACCUCUCAAUCCUCUCGCUGCUGUAUGGCAACCGCCUCGAGCGCGACCAAGUCCACGCCUUCAACCGAACGGCCGCUUGCCAGAGCUUUGCGGCCGCGUUCACGUCGGCGGUCGCGGCCAUGGCACCGUGCUCGAUCGAGGGCCGCCUUGUCCAUGGCGAGCGCUACAGCGGAGCUAGCUUCGAAGACUUUGUUGAGCGGCUCCUGGGGUAUGUCAACGUUGCCUAUGCGCCAACGUACGACGAUGCGCCGGCGCUCGCCGCCGUGCACGCGUUCCCGAGCGACGCGCUGCUCCACGUGGGCAUGGACCCGCGCCUUGGCCUUGGCCCGUUCCUCGUCUUGCUGCUCGAAGGGGUCCUCGUCUGUCUCUGCGUCGCCACGCUUUUCUGGUUCGUCCGGACCGCGUGCGAGGCCAACCCGUAUGCGACUGUCUUGUACGACGCGACCUUGCGCGGAAUCGCGGUCGUCGGUGUCCUUUCGUUUCUGGUCCAGCGCUGUCUGCUCUGGGAGCUCAUCCCGCUGAAUGGGCCUACGCACCAUGGUCUCCUCGUUGUCCAAGACGUGCUCUGGCUUGUCGUGCUCGUCCACGCUGCGCAGACGGCGGUCGUGAGCUGGCGCGUGUUUGGGGCGCACCACCGUCGGUGCGCCCUCGCCGGCCGGUCGCUCAAGGAUUUCGUGUCGGUCGCCACCAACGACGGGCUCGUGACCGCCGACAACCGCGUGCCACGCCGGUUCCACGAAGGCGUCGACUACUUCUUGCUCCGACACCUCUUCCUACAAGCGCAUACGCUCCCCACAACAUUCCAGUUUGAUGUGUACCUCAACCACGUCGAGGCCGCGACGCUCGUCGAGCUUUUGCCGCUGCCGUGGUGGAGCUGGCCCGUCCUCGUCGCUGUCUACGCGAGCUUCCUCGGGAUUGCAGACGGCGUUACGCAUCCAUCGUGGUCCUCAGCGACAGUGGACGAAAUGGCUCGGCUGGCGCCGCAAGUCUGGCGGCCGGAUGUCGCUGCAGCCCGCAUCUACGUCUUGCUUGCCUAUCUGAGCGUCGCACUCCUUCUUACCGUGGCGGUCGCCUGGUACCUCUACAAAGUCGCGUCCGGCCUCCUUCUCCAAGCGUGUGACAUCAUCAACGAGCUCAACAUGGCCUCCAAGAUCGAGUCGCUUCAGGUGCUCGCAUCGCGUGGUGACGGAGGUAGCGUCACGGCCAAGGACGUGGUCGCGUCGCUGACGUCCAUGGAGCAUCUCUCCGAGUCGCUUUUGGAGGCGCCGGAGGUGCUGCCAAGCCGCCUCGUGCAAAUGCCGUCGUGGAGUCGGUCGUCGCUGGCAUUGGUCGUUCGCCUAACGUUGGUGCUGCCCGUGCUCUUCCUGGCAUUGCUCUGGGACUGCCUCCUCCUCCUUGCUUCGGCGCCGUGGUGGUACCGCUGUGCGCUUGGGUCGCUUCUGCUUGUCCUCGCAGUUGUAUCGACGGUGCUUUUGCCGCUGCUGGCGCUGCAGCUGGGCACCGUUGUCGGCGUCGCGUGUCCGGACCGCCACCAAGUGCUCAAUGCGCUCUCCGCGUCGAUUCUUCGCCUUCGCGAACACGCACUGCAACUCAAGGCAACGAGCGCCGCGACGAUUGUGCUCAGCCCAACCCCCCAGUCGUGCAGCACAGCACGAUGCUAGUUAGUAGAUAUCAAGUCGACUAAAAUCGUUCACACAGUACAUCAACGCUUGCAGAAUGUCGA
Messenger RNA from Saprolegnia diclina VS20, 2133 nucleotides. RefSeq lists its product as hypothetical. The coding region runs from base 23 to 2071 and encodes 682 amino acids. Lineage: Eukaryota; Oomycota; Saprolegniomycetes; Saprolegniales; Saprolegniaceae. The transcript is spliced from 2 exons. The record is from RefSeq and is a predicted model, not a curated record.